AUGAAGCAGAAUCUAAAAGCUGUCAGAAUGCUGCUGAUCUCAUGCCUUAUAUUGAUUGUGGGUGUCGCAACAGAUAAUGACAGAGACUUCAAAAUGUGUGGAAAGUGGCUCCAUGGCAUCGCACCUCGAAAUCUGCAAUAUGAUUUGAAAACCGGCUGUGAAAGAAUUGGCAUUUCAGCCAAUAAGAGCACACUCUCUAUUCAGGGCAGGAUCACAGCCAAUUGCACACAAUCUUCAUCUAUUCAACUAGACUCAAAUCCUCAUCAGAAUCAAAGUCAUUUCUGUGUGUUCUGGGAGCCGCUGCUGGACCUGCUGAUAGUGGAGGUCAAUGGCAAGAAUCACACUCUAUGUGAACCAAACGGCCUUCAAGGAAUCUGCUGCACUGACCUCUCACCAGAAGUUCAAGAAAACGCUCAUAUGUAUGGUAUUGUGAAUGGCAGUGUCAAAGGUGAUAUCAUCACAGGUGAUCUCAAGGAAAACUACACAUUUGAUGGGGCUCAAAUCAACUGCAAGGAGAAGUUCUGUGAUGAGGCAAGUCUGAAGCCCAGAGGAGCAAACAUGAUAGAGGAAGUAGUGAUGAGAUCCAAUGCAAAGGGUAGUGUGGAUCUACCUUGUGCUCAGGGCACAGUCAUUGAGAUGGACGAGGAAUUCACAGGACACAGUUUCACCGUGCCAGCCCCUCGAUUUGUAGAUGCAAACACCAUACCCUCUGUUUAUAUUCCAUCAAGCCUGAAAUCUGUAUCAAGGAGAAAACCCAUAGUGGUUGUCGCUUACUACAAGAACAAGAUGUUAUUUGAGAUAGGAUCAUCUGAUGGAGCUCUGGAUGAAAUUGUUAGACUCUCUGUAGAGGAUGAGACCAUCGAAAAUCUCCCAGAACCUGUCAGAAUCCGGUUUCAUCACUCGUCUUUUAUUCCACAGUCUACUUUGCAAUGUGUUUCAUGGGACACAAGAAAAGACAAUAGAGAAAAGUGGAGAUCAGAGGGAUGCGAGACAGUUAUUAUAACUGCAAAAGAGAUAGAGUGCCGUUGUCAUCACUUUGCAUACGUCACUGCUCAAGUGGUGAGAGCUACAGAUCGCCAUCAAAAGGCUCUGGUGAUCAUUACCUCUGCGGGCUGUGCCCUGUCCUUAGUAAGCAGUUUGGUUCUUUUCUACUGGCUUUAAAAACGCAGAGGAAAGAAAGACCCGUCUUUAGUGGUGCAUCGUGGACUUGCUGUAGCAACUUUGUUUUUGUCCAUGUGCUUGAGUUUUACCAGCAGAUUAGCAAACGCUGAAAAUGAAACUGUUUGUAAGAUAACAGGAGCUCUUUUGCACUAUUCACUACUCAGCACCCUCUGUUGGAUGACUGUAGAAAUGUUUCACAUUUUCCCGUUCAUCUAUUGUAAAUUCAACUCAAUGCUUCUUCAAUGGGUUUUUAACUUGGCAGGCUUUGGCAUCCCAGCUCUACUAGUAGGUAAAUUGCUUUGUAUAGGUGAUAUUUAUGGCCUGAGGAACAUUGGGAAUGAAGAUGUCUCUAGUCUGUAUUUUAUGUGCUGGAUGUUAGAUUCUGACAGGAGUAGAUUGGCCCAUUAUAUCAUUAAUAUUGGCUUGUUUGCAGUUGCGAUGAGCUCUGGUGCAGUCAUGCUUUUCCUUGUGGCUAUAAAAAUACAUACCCAUCCUGAGUGGACGAAGAGCCGCAUGGCUUUUCUUAGUAUCUGGGGUCUUUUUUGUCUGUUUGGAACAACACUGGGCCUAGGUCUCUUCAACUUUGGCCCUCUUUCAGAAACCAUCCUCUUCAUCUUCUGCAUUGUCACUUCCUCUCAAGGUUUUUUUCACAUGCUCCGAUACUAUAUUCUCGAACGGAUGAAAAAGAGGUGUGGAUCGAGUUUGGAUGGGGCAGUACAGCACAGCUCAGAGAUCCCGAAUGAGUGAUUUAACUAAAUGUUUUUAUCAUUAAAAAUUCUGUUAUAUUUAGAUCAUUACACACUGGAUGUUUCUCAGAUGACAUUGUGUGUCUGUGUGUGAAAUCGUGCAAUGUCUCUAUUAAGAGUUAUGUAUAGUGAUUAUCACACAUAUCAUACUGCUAAAAACAACCUGAAUGUAUGACAGAGUAUUCUUGGUCAGAAAUUUAACCGGCGGGUUGAUACUAUUUUCAGAUAGUUUUUUUUUUAACAUGGCAGAUGAUGUCAUGGGUGGAACUCCUUAUAUGGCUACCCUUAAUUCUAGUUUUAUUUUCUCUUUUAAGUAAUAGAAAGCUAAAGACUUCAGAGAAAAUAUGGAUGCAAUCUAUAGGUACUCAAGAUUUAUGUAAUAUUUAUCAAAAUGAG
Molecule: messenger RNA, 2303 nt
Organism: Danio aesculapii
Lineage: Eukaryota; Metazoa; Chordata; Actinopteri; Cypriniformes; Danionidae
Product: adhesion G-protein coupled receptor G5
Exons: 13
Biological process (GO): adenylate cyclase-activating G protein-coupled receptor signaling pathway; cell surface receptor signaling pathway
Cellular component (GO): membrane
Molecular function (GO): G protein-coupled receptor activity
Source: RefSeq, a predicted model, not a curated record